Molecule: messenger RNA, 1307 nt
Organism: Pecten maximus
Lineage: Eukaryota; Metazoa; Mollusca; Bivalvia; Pectinida; Pectinidae
Product: tenascin-like
Exons: 2
Coding region: 82-1218 (378 amino acids)
Source: RefSeq, a predicted model, not a curated record
UGGGAUCAGUGUGAGGUGGUAGAGGUUUGUUGUUGGGGUCAGUGUGAGGUGGUAGAGGUUUGUUGUUGGGGUCAGUGUGAGAUGGUAGAGGUUUGUUGUUGGGGUCAGUGUGAGAUGGUAGAGGUUUGUUGUUGGGGUCAGUGUGAGAUGGUAGAGGUUUGUUGUUGGGGUCAGUGUGAGAUGGUAGAGGUUUGUUGUUGGGGUCAGUGUGAGAUGGUAGAGGUUUGUUGCUGGGGUCAGUGUGAGAUGGUAGAGAUUUGUUGUUGGGGUCAGUGUGAGAUGGUAGAGGUUUGUUGUUGGGGUCAGUGUGAUAUGAUAGAGGUUUGUUGUUGGGGUCAGUGUGAGGUGGUAGAGGUUUGUUGUUGGGAUCUGUGUGAGAUGGUAGAGGUUUGUUGUUGGGGUCAGUGUGAGAUGGUAGAGGUUUGUUGUUGGGGUCAAUGUGAGAUGGUAGAGGUUUGUUGUUGGGGUCAGUGUGAGAUGGUAGAGAUUUGUUGUUGGGGUCAGUGUGAGAUGGUAGAGGUUUGUUGUUGGGGUCAGUGUGAGAUGAUAGAGGUUUGUUGUUGGGGUCAGUGUGAGAUGAUAGAGGUUUGUUGUUGGGAUCAGUGUGAGAUGGUAGAGGUUUGUUGUUGGGGUCAGUGUGAGAUGGUAGAGGUUUGUUGUUGGGGUCAGUGUGAGAUGGUAGAGGUUUGUUGUUGGGGUCAGUGUGAGAUGGUAGAGGUUUGUUGCUGGGGUCAGUGUGAGGUGGUAGAGGUUUGUUGUUGGGAUCAGUGUGAGGUGGUAGAGGUUUGUUGCUGGGGUCAGUGUGAGGUGGUAGAGGUUUGUUGUUGGGGUCAGUGUGAGAUGGUAGAGGUUUGUUGUUGGGGUCAGUGUGAGAUGAUAGAGGUUUGUUGUUGGGGUCAGUGUGAGAUGGUAGAGGUUUGUUGUUGGGGUCAGUGUGAGAUGGUAGAGGUUUGUUGUUGGGGUCAGUGUGAGGUGGUAGAGGUUUGUUGUUGGGGUCAGUGUGAGAUGGUAGAGGUUUGUUGUUGGGGUCAGUGUGAGGUGGUAGAGGUUUGUUGUUGGGGUCAGUGUGAGAUGGUAGAGGUUUGUUGUUGGGGUCAGUGUGAGGUGGUAGAGGUUUGUUGUUGGGGUCAGUGUGAGAUGGUAGAGGUUUGUUGUUGGGGUCAGUGUGAGAUGGCUAAAAGACAAGUUAGGUCCCUAGUAACAUUUAUGGCAGUUUAAUGACUAAAUGACAAACUGGGUCAUUAGUGACUUGUGUGAGGAGUAAAUGAACUGGGUCAUUAGUGACCUGUGUGAGGAGUAAAUGAACU